This is a messenger RNA of Rotaria socialis, 3423 nucleotides long. NCBI's taxonomy places the organism in Eukaryota, Metazoa, Rotifera, Eurotatoria, Philodinida, Philodinidae. The record is from the annotation of a GenBank genome assembly.
AUGUCGAUCGAUUUAACUGGCGACAAUGCAAUACCGGAUCUGCCCAACGCGUCCUCGUCUGCUUCAUGUUCUAUACCAGCACAAUCUUCAUCUACUCAAGUGACAUACACGUCUACCAACAUCAAGCAUGGUCUACGGCACGACAAAAGCCAUUACAAAAUUUUGUCAAAUCCCAGCAAACGUGCAACUGCUUCUUGUUGGGCUAAAUUCAGUCUACCAGCUGUACGAAUAAGCGAUGAAAAAGAAGCAAUAUUCAGUAUUAUCAAAGGUUUUGCAAGUUGCAAUAGUUGUUUCGAAACUUAUUUCUACAACGACUCAAGCACAACGAAUUUAAACAGUCAUCGAUGCCCAAUGAAGCACCAACGAGGUCAGCUCACAUUCUCAGGAAAUCCGCUUAAGGGUACUAUUGGUGCCAAGCUACUCUCAAAGAAGAAGGAAGACAUAAAAAAGUUGUGUGCAAACUGGGUGGCUUGCUCAAUGCGACCGUUCUCCAUCGUAACAGAUCCUGGCUUUAAACAAAUUUUGCAAGAAUGUUUGACAAUCGGCCGUGAUCUACGAUCGGAAGGCGAGCUAACGAUUGAUGAUCUUCUUCCCUCUGAUCGAACUGUACGGAACGAAGUGGAUCGAGCUGCGCAACACGAGCGGAAUCUUCUCAAAAUCAAAUUGGUUGCCGCAGCUGACGACUACCGGUUAUCGAUUAGCCCUGGCAUCUGGUCUGAUAAAUAUCGGAAUAUUUCUUAUUUGGGCGCUACUGCUCAUUUUGUCGGUGACAACGGUAUCUAUCAUUAUUUCGAUCUCUUCUGUUCAGAGUUUAAAUGGAAGAAUAAAACGGCACUAAAUGUGUUGAAGAUGCUUGAAGCUCAAUUGUCUGUCUUUGGUUUAAAAGAGCUAAUGGACAAGAUCACAUUCGUAACCGAUAGGGGAGCGAACGUCAUACAGGCGCUGAUGGCCUUUCGAGUUCUUUUGUGCGUCGCUCAUCGUCUGAACAAUGUGUUGAAGAAAACCUUCUACCAAGAAAUAUCAAAGAAAAAUACGAUAGUUUCUCCUGGUAAAAUUCUCACUACUUCAACGAGUGUCUGUCGAACAGAAAUAACUCCGACAAAAACCGAAAUGACAACCAUAACGACACGAACUUUUACUCAAGCUUCAUCAGAAGUGAACGAAGAAGACAUUGAUGACAAAAAUGAUAUUGAUACGGAAGAAUCAUCAGAUGAUGAAAACGAUGACGAUGAUGAUGUAGUUGAUUAUACUUCAACGACAAUAGUUAAUUUGCCUCCUCCUGCGAAAGCAAUUCUCGAUAUGAUCAAAGAUUGUAAAUCGCUUGUAAAAUACGUGAAAAAGGCAAAUCUCAAUCGUGACCUACAAUUGGAACGUGAAAAACAGAACAUCAACAAUAGCAUCAAUGGUGAAGAUCCACCGUAUACCACUAGCAAUUCCAGAUCACCACCAGAGGCAGCGGCUGCAGAAGAUCAACUUCAAUAUGGUCGAAAGACUAAUUGCUUUCCUCGCUCCGUGAGUAAUUUUUCAUGUUUACUCUUGGAAUGGAAAAAUGUCCUCAAAGAAGUUCAAGUUGGUAAUUCACCUUCUCUCCAUUGUGUUUUACCGUGUAUUACCUAUCUACGAGAGCAAAUGAUCAACGGGGAGAAGAAAGAAAGAGGAGGAAUGAAAUUUUUCUACAAACGUGCGAUUCAACUACUUGACAACAUGUUUAAACUCGAAGACGAUCAUAUUCGAGCAUCUUUUUUACAUCCGAACUAUAAACAAUUGCGUGGAGCAACAAAAACACAGAUCAAGUCAUGCCACGCGUACUGUCGAGGUCUCGUUUUGCCUGAUACCACGGGUGAUGAUCCAGUAAUAAACGACAAAGAUGUUUGUGAACCACCGUCAAAAAAAAGCAAGUUCAUGUUACAACUGAUGGAUAAGAACGAAAUAGUCAAAGAACCAGGUAUGAACGAGAUCGAUCGUUAUAAUGCACUUACGGUCGAAGAGGAAUAUACAAAUCCUCUAACGUUCUGGCAACAACAACAUAUUCAAUUGGCCUAUCCAACCCUUUANGAUUGGUUCGAUCAACAUAUUCAAUUGGCCUAUCCAACCCUUUAUCGUCUUGCCAAACGCACAUUCGCCGUUCCAUGCAGCUCAGCUGCGGUCGAACGCCAAUUUAGCGCAGCCGGUAUAACAGUACGAUCUAAUACAGUUUUAGUAGCAAAAACAAAACAAGCAAAACAUAUUACGAAUAAUAAUAAAAAAACUAACUAUAUUAGAGUAUUUCCAACUUCUUUCAAAUGUAAUUCAAUUCGUUUACGUUCAAGUGAAAAUUAUACAAAAACCUUACAUGAACUUGAUAUACAAAGAUUAAAAGAUCCCAAUUUAUCCAACGAACAAUUAUACACAUUGAGGAAAGGUUAUCUAGGAUCCUGUAGUUUAACGCGUUUACGUUAUUUUGAUCAUGGACAAAGUUUUCUUUCUGAUACUUUACACACUGUCUAUGGAGGCGCGAUGAAACGUUUGCUAAGAAUUUUCUUUGAAAACAAAUUUCGUACAGAAGAAAAAAGCUGGACAAUUCAAUCGAAUAUGGAGAAGAUAAAUCAACGGCUUCAACAAUAUAUAACACCUUCAUCAACUGUUCGUCUUCCAAGAAAUAUUAAUUUGUAUCAUCGUUAUAAAGCUAGCGAAUUUCGUUCGAUUCUGCUGAUUUAUUACAUGAUAUUCAAAGAUAUCCUACCUGAACGUUAUUAUACGCAUUUGAAACAAUUAGUUUUUGCCAUGCAUAUUGGAGAGAAUAGACAAAUGCCUCAAGAUAAAUUAGACGAGAUGCACAUACUACUUCAAUAUCAUGUAAAUCAAUUUAAAAUUUUAUAUGGCACGAGACAUAUGGUGAAUAAUAUUCAUUCAUUAAUUCAUUUAGCAGAAACAGUUCGAGACUACGGUCCACUUCAGGGAUAUUCAACUUUUAACUACGAAUCCAUAUUAGGUGGUAUCACUUCAACUGUUAACGGAACGAAGAAUCAAGAAAAAGAGAUAUACAACAAUCUUCAAAUGUUAAAAGAAUCGAGCUACUUGGCAACAAUUAGUCAAAAUUCAAUUUUAUAUGAAUUAAUGAUUCAAUUUUUAGGCAUUAAAUAUUACGUGGAAAAGAAAAAAGACAAUUUUUUAAUAUUAAAAAAACGUAUCAACGAAUCUAUUAAUGAAAUAACAGAUUGUCAUGCUGAUGAAUCAGAAAAUGUUGCUGUUACUUUAUUCAAUCGUUGCAUAUAUAAGAAUGUUCAAUAUGAUUCUUAUAAUAUUAAUAAAAAAAAAGAUUGUGCAAUACUUUACAAUGAUAUUGACAACAAUAAAUUACAGUACGCGCUUAUUGACAAGUUCAUACAAUACAAAAAUGCAAGCAAUUCUAUAUUGUUUCAAGUCUAUGAUGUAAUCAAUUGA